AAGCAGUUACAAAAAAGUAAACUAAACUCAAACACAGCUUAUCUUAACUCAUACUGCUUUCAACGAUCCCAAAACAACGCGAACCAGAUUGUGACGAGGAAGAAACCAAAAACGGAGAGAAUUUUCGAUUUCUAGAGAGAGAAGCAAAUAGAUAGAGAGAGAGAGACAGACAUGAAGAUCACGGCGCUUGUUGUAUUGAAGUGCACUCCGGAGGGAUCGGAUCCGAUUAUUUUAGCAAACGCCUCCGAUGUGAGUCGUUUUGGGUACUUUCAAAGGUCCAGCGUCAAAGAAUUCAUUGUUUUUGUCAGCCGGACAGUCGCCAAACGGACUCCUCCCGGCCAACGUCAGUCCGUCCAGCACGAAGAGUACAAUGUGCAUUCUUACAAUAGAAAUGGCCUAUGUGCGUUGGGUUUUAUGGACCCUCAUUAUCCAGUUCGAAGUGCAUUUUCGGUUCUCAAUCAGGUGAUUGAUGAGUAUCAGAAGAAUUUUGGAGAUUCUUGGAGGUCUGCCCAGGAAGAUAACUCUGAACCUUGGCCUUAUUUGGCUGAAGCUGUGACCAAGUUUCAAGAUCCUGCGGAGGCGGACAAGUUGUUGAAAAUUCAGAGGGAGUUGGAUGAGACAAAAAUUAUCCUUCAUAAAACUAUUGACAGUGUCCUUGCACGAGGUGAGAAAUUGGACAGUCUAGUUGAGAAGAGUUCAGAUCUGAGCGCUGCUUCUCAGAUGUUCUACAAGCAAGCAAAAAAAACCAAUCAAUGUUGCACCGUACUGUAACCUACCAAAGCAAGCAGCAUAAGGUAAUAUGCAAAUUCACUUGUUAUAGUGCUGUGGUGGAUAGAAAAUGUGAUUGUAAUAUGUUAAUAUAUCAUUUUAUCUAUUGUUUGUCAGACUCUGUAAUAUCCACUUCUUGAUAUUUUCUCUUGGAUCAGAAAAAAAAAAAAAAAAAAAAAAA
This is a messenger RNA of Jatropha curcas, 949 nucleotides long. It is a transcript of the gene YKT61, whose product is annotated as SNARE-like superfamily protein. Gene Ontology annotation, molecular function: SNAP receptor activity. NCBI's taxonomy places the organism in Eukaryota, Viridiplantae, Streptophyta, Magnoliopsida, Malpighiales, Euphorbiaceae. The record is from RefSeq and is a predicted model, not a curated record. Gene Ontology annotation, biological process: endoplasmic reticulum to Golgi vesicle-mediated transport. Gene Ontology annotation, cellular component: Golgi apparatus; membrane.